Hippocampus comes (tiger tail seahorse) is the source of this 2025-nucleotide messenger RNA. Its product is annotated as C3a anaphylatoxin chemotactic receptor. The transcript has a single exon. Gene Ontology annotation, cellular component: external side of plasma membrane; membrane. The record is from RefSeq and is a predicted model, not a curated record. Gene Ontology annotation, biological process: G protein-coupled receptor signaling pathway; positive regulation of cytosolic calcium ion concentration; calcium-mediated signaling. Gene Ontology annotation, molecular function: C-C chemokine binding; C-C chemokine receptor activity. NCBI's taxonomy places the organism in Eukaryota, Metazoa, Chordata, Actinopteri, Syngnathiformes, Syngnathidae. Bases 87 to 1124 code for a protein of 345 amino acids.
UGCUGGUGCUGCACUUUGUUUUUGCUUUUCAUGCAGACACCACUGUCAGCACCUCACAUUCAAGCGAGCACUCUCCUCCGGCUGAAAUGGCCCCCGAGGAAUUUGGUGGCGGAAUGGUGGCAGUCUGCGUGAUCCUGGGACUGUCCUUUUUGAUCGGGAUGCCUGGCAACCUGCUGGUGAUCUGGACCAUUUUGCGCCACGUCAAGCAGCGCUCUCACACGGUGGUGCUAAUCCUUCACCUGGCGGCCGCUGACCUUUUGGUGCUGGUCACCCUGCCCUUGUGGAUCUACUCAUUGGUCCACUCUUGGGUGUUCGGAGAGGUCUCCUGCAAAGUCAUGGGCUUUGUGAUCAACGCCUGCAUGUAUGGCAGUGUUUUCCUCAUCACCCUGAUGAGCGUGGAGCGUUUUUUGGCCGUGCGCUAUCCCUUCGCCUCAGCUGGAUGGAAGAGGAAAAAGGCCCUAAAUAAAGCCUUGCUGUUUCUGUGGACCGCAGCCUUCUUGUUCAGUGUGCCCGCCCUCCUCACGCGGGUUGUUGAUAAGGAUUCGGGAGAGGAGCACUGUUUGUACAACCAAUACACUUCAGUCACUCAGGAGCUGGUGUGUGUGCUGCUGGAGACUCUGGUGGGCUACGUAUUGCCGUUCUCCAUCUUGGUAGUGUGCUAUGGCUGCCUGUGCACCCGCAUUACUCAAAUGACCUUCAAGUCCAAGCGCAAGUCUACGGUUCUCAUCGCCAGUGUGGUGGUGGUGUUUGCCAUUUGUUGGACACCAUACCACAUAGGAAACAUACUCUCACUGAUUAUCCUCGCCAUGGAGACGUCCUUCCCCCACAUCGGAGAUCAUUUAGAGGAUGUACGCAGCAACAUGGCCUACAUCAGCGGAGCUAUGGUCUUCAUCAGCAGCACCAUUAAUCCCAUUCUCUACAUGUUUGCCGCCCGUUCCUUCCGCAGUUCUUUGAGGGACACGGGUAUCGGGAAGCUCUUCCGACACAUCUCCAGCACCUCUCCAGGUGAGGGCAACAGGGAGUUCUCCUUUGUGUCUAAGAGACAAAACAAUCAGACCAGCAGCAGUCACUGUAACUCUGAGUCAAAAGAGCAAAAUGACAUUUCUGGAAACCACACAUCAUAGCAAUGUGAAUUAAUGGUCUAUGUAAUUUCGUGUAAAUACAGCAGUUUCUUGUUUUUGCUUUUUGUAUCUGAAAUUUAACUAUUUACAUGUACAUUUAUUAGCACGGAAAAGAAUGCAAUAAAGUAUGUAAUUCUUCAAAUAAUCGAUUCGCAACAAAAUAUUAAGCUCUCAGUUUAACUACUGUAAACCACAACCUCAAUAAUAAAUCAUUACAAAUGAAAGGAAUACCUCUUUGAGAGUGUCAAUUAAAAAAAGAACCAGCCUUAUUUUAGUAAAAGCAUUUUUUUUCUGUAUUAUGAGUGGUUUUAAUAUUACGGCGUCGGCACAACUGGUUAACCCAUCAGCUUCACAGUUCUCUGGUUGGGUGUUUCAUGUUUUCCCCGCUUGUGUGAGGUUUCUCCGAGUAUACCCUGGUUUCUUCUCACAUUCGGAAAACAUACAUGGCAGGUUAAUUGAAGACACUAAAUUGUCCUGAAGCAUGAAUGUAAGCGUGAAUGGUUGUUUGUCCACAAACAUUUGCCCUGUGAGUGGCUGGUGAGUGGUAACCUGUACAGGGUGCAGCCCACCUCUCACCCAAAGUCAGGUGGGAUAGACUCCAGCUCACCCGCAACCGUAAUGAAGAUAAGCAGUAUCGAAAAGAUGGAUGAUGUUGUGGUCGUAAGUGUUUAUUUAUUUUAGAAAAUCUAUCUAUCUAUCUAUCUAUCUAUCUAUCUAUCUAUCUAUCUAUCUAUCUAUCUAUCUAUCUAUCUAUCUGUCUGUCUGUCUGUCUGUCUGUCUGUCUGUCUGUCUGUCUGUCUAUCAGGCCUCUUUACUUCCUCUCCAUGACAAGAUUGCAAAAUGAAAAGCGACAUGCAUGUUCCCUUUGUUACACAAAAUGCAGAAUAAAGGUGUUGUUGCUGUU